AUGUCUGUCCUUAACGUUUCCUCCGUCCUUCUCCUGCUCUUCUUCUAUCUCUUCCCUGCAAUCAGUGCCGCAGCACCCCACCAUCCCGCACCCCGGCAGUACACUACGUCCUCUCUUAAUGUCGGCAACGGUACCACUCUCGCGUAUUUAGAUAGUGGCGCGCCUUCUUCCAGGACGUACACCACUAUUUUUGCCAUUCAUGGCAUGGGUUUCCAGAGUCCUGUCUGGGAGAAGGUCCUCGAUCUCGCGCCCGCAUACAACACCCGCUUUGUUGCUAUCAACAGGCGCGACUACAACGGCUCAACGCCGUACACCGCCGGCGACCUGAACGUGCUCCAGAACGGCACCGUGUCUGAGCAGACGGCGUUCUUCCAGCAACGCGGCGAAGAGAUCGCCACUUUCAUCGAGCUGUUCAUCAAGCAGAACGGCCUUCCUGCUCCUUCCGCAGACGGGAAGACGGGUGGUGUUGCCUUGUUAGGCUGGUCGCUUGGCAACGCGUUCGGCGUGUCUACGAUCGCCAAUAUACAGACCUACGCUACUUCCACCCAGCAGACGCUUGCGAAGUAUCUGCGGGGAUUGGUCUUGCAAGGUUCAUGGUCCCCGCAGAUCGACACGAGCAUCCCAGCUGCGGACCGUCAGCCCGGCUUCGUGCAAUGGAUCACUGCCUACUUCCAGCAUGGAGACCUUUCGACGCGCGACGUCAACGUCCUCGAAUACGUCUUGCCGAGCAUCACGCACGUUCCGAGCGUGUUUUCGUUUACAACAGAUCAGCUCGCUGGAGUUACGAACCUUGCUGCCGCGAGUGGCAGUGAUACCUUCAUCGUCGGCUAUAACCAGGCUGCGCUCCUCCCAACAUACCGGAAGGCCUUGUUCAACAAGACAGUCCGCGCCGCCAUCCCACUCCUGAAUGUGCUCGAGUUCACCGGCGAUAUCACUGCCAACUUCGGUAUCGUCGCGCUCUGGCAGAUCCAGGAUGACGAUGCUGCGGCUGGCGGCGGCUUUGUGAAGACGGAGAUCCUCAAAGGGACGAACCAUUUCGUUCACUGGGAUCAACCUGCACUCGCGUUGAGUACCUACCUGAGUGUCUUCGAUUGAAUAGGCUUGUAGGCCCUGCACGUCGGAUCAGUGUACCUCUGCUUAAAUCGUCGUUAUAGCUCUUUGCAUCAUACUAAUUAGUAAGUCUGCAUCUAAGCAGACGGCUUUCCCU
Molecule: messenger RNA, 1207 nt
Organism: Dichomitus squalens LYAD-421 SS1
Lineage: Eukaryota; Fungi; Basidiomycota; Agaricomycetes; Polyporales; Polyporaceae
Exons: 4
Coding region: 1-1095 (364 amino acids)
Source: RefSeq, a predicted model, not a curated record